Molecule: messenger RNA, 9036 nt
Organism: Varroa destructor (honeybee mite)
Lineage: Eukaryota; Metazoa; Arthropoda; Arachnida; Mesostigmata; Varroidae
Product: gamma-aminobutyric acid receptor subunit beta-like
Biological process (GO): monoatomic ion transmembrane transport
Cellular component (GO): membrane
Molecular function (GO): GABA-A receptor activity; extracellular ligand-gated monoatomic ion channel activity
Source: RefSeq, a predicted model, not a curated record
GCAGCAGCACUAGCCACCCCCGCCGCCGCUACCGCCUCGGCCUACCGCUUAAGCAGCCUCAGGAAAAGCUUGAAGGAGUUAGGAGCCCCUCUUCUACGCGGGUCGACUCACUGAGUACCGCUGAGCGACAGUCGGCGGCACCAGCCUUCUCUGCGCUGGCAGCGCGCGCUCCUCCACCACCAAGGACCUACAGACGGACGUCCCUGGCGCUGUGGCUCGCUGGCUGGGCUCCUCGCUGCUGACGACUUCCAGCAAUGCUGUUCCUACCAUCCUGCACGUUUUCUGUCACCAGACGCCCGCAAAAAUGAGUCUCUUGGCGGCCAACGUUGACGCAGGACGAGGAGCGGCAUGAAGCGACUGCUCUGGGUCUCGAGCUUCGUUGACGGCAGCUGAAGGCCCUCGAGCAUGUGCCGCUCAGGGCGCCGUUCUUGAUGGGCCCCCGUGCCAGCGAGCGUCCCCUCCGGAGCGUUCGACACUUGCGUUACCAUUUAGUUCAAAAAAAGGGAAGCAAAAGAAGAAGACGACGAUCAUCAGCUACGAUCAGCUGGAAUUGUGCUCUUGUCUGUGUCGACCUAGUGGUUAGCUACUGUUGGUCGCAUGCUCGCACAGCCGGCUUCCUAGCUUCGGUUCCGUUCGCUCAGUUAGCCCAGCUCGGUUCCGCGUCCGCGUAACCUUUAACGGUCCUUAAACCUUAAUGGUCACCAUCAGAGUCAACUGCAACGUCAACAACAACAACAACAACGAUUAACAUUAAGAGGAAUGAACAGCUACAACAGGAAUAUGACGAUAACGCAACCCUACGACCAUUAUAAAUCGGCCAACGGAGCAGCAAUGAGAUAAAUGAAGCCAACCAAAAUAACAACUAACAGUAAGCAAAAGAAAUAAUAAACAACAACAAAGUCAAAUCAGUAGGACAAACUAGUGCACAAGCGAGCCCUCGAGCUUCUUCGCAGGUCGUGCAUAGCCCAGCCUCAGCAACGAAGCGGGGCAAACAGCAACAUCAAUAAUAAGGACAAUAACAACCAGACGAUUAACAUUGUCUGGACAAAAAAACACCAAUGAAUUAAAAACAGCUAUACUACAAGAAAAUCUCAGGAAAACUAUUGACAGUGAGAGACAUAUUUUUCAAUGAAGCGAAGCUAGCGAACCACUUGUCGCUAAGAGAAAGAACCCACAGCAUUGGACCAUGUCUCUAUUGUGCUAGUCAACGAAUCAUCGUAAUAAUACUUAUUUUAAGAAGAAACAAUAAUAAUAGCAAGAAGACGACAAAAAAAAAAGGCAAAAACAUACCAAAAACGUUAAUGAUUCACGUUUUUAUUUUUCGCCCUUUCGAGCAAACAAUAUAGGAGCCAACUCAACAAACUUCAACGAAUGGAUAUCAGCAAGUAAACAAGCGACACGUGCUCACCACGAGUGUACCAUCUAGCAGUAAACUUACAAUGUAUAUAAUACUACGCUAACGCAGACAAUUUUCAUUGCAAUUACUACUGCGAUCUUCAUAUUAAUCAUCACUACUUCUACUGUUAUGAUUGUCAUCAUCUUAUUUAAAUCGUACGUAAUUCGUUAGCCCGAUCAACUAGAAGACAAGGACGACAUAAGACGCUACUGAACCAGCAAAUUAUACGUAAUAAACAAGAAAUAGAGCAGAAAAGAAGAAGCAGAACGAAGACAACAGAUUGAAGAAACAACGAACGAAGCCACAUACUCCGAGAACAACUGUUCACCAGCAGCCUGAAAAAUACACUGAAGCCUUAAAAUAAGAAGAGGACUAUUGUCCUACCAUUAAAACAACGUCACCAAUUGGAAUGAUUCGUACUACGGCUAAAACGAAGUGGCCGUCAAUGGACUGCGCCAUCUUUGCACCAGUCCUCGUCAUCAGAAGCAACUGACAUAAAGGGAAGAAGAAUAUAAUUCGCAUUUCUGAGACCAGCCAGCGUCAGAGCAUAGGAUAUCCCACGAUUUCAGCCCAAAAGACAGCAACGUCAAGGCGAACAUUGACCAAACGAGUUGGUUUUCUCGUUGAGCAAAUAUCCUGUAGUCCUCAGCGAAGAGCUGACAAACAAACAACCAGAAAAUCAGAUCGAUUUCGACUCAAAAUAAAGCAGGCAAACGAUAUGAUUAUUCGAUACCCCCAAUAGCAAGAUCACGACAACCAUCGACACCCCUUGACACGCCAUUCUUGUUUAAUGGCCAUUUUUUUUACGAGUGUGAAUUCUCCGAAAAAUCCGAAUGGACCUUCUUUAUCUCUGCUAUCAGCCAGGAAAACUACUGGCCCAUACUCUCCGUUGUUUAUCGAUUCGAUUUUCCUGCUUUAACAUUGAUCACAGCUCAAGACACGAGUGACAUCGACGUAUUGUCAAUAACUGCUACAAACACGAGCGCAGAGGAAAAAGAUUAGUCGGAUCGAUUGAAUGAAGCGAAAAACGUGUCGAUCGCGCCCUGGAUAAUCUAUCACUGCAGGACUGCAGGAUUAGUGUGCAAGACCACAAACGCCAACGUAAUAACAAUAACGACGACGACGACAACUACGGAAAAAAAGGCAGCGCGAAUACUGCGCUGGCCUGACCAUAGCGAGCGAGACCACGCAGGCAACGAGACAGCAGAGAACGCCCAAUCAGCCCAGAUAAUUACUACAAUAUUACAGAUUACCACAAACAGUACAUUACAUACUAAUAAUACUUACUACUAAUAUUACGUGAUUACUACGUAAAUUAUUGAACGAGAGAAACAGAAACAUAAGCAGACGAUCGGAAAAAGAGAAUCUUAACUACCGAUCCAUUUAUAUCUCAGAGUAAAGAAAGAUUGUUGCUUUCAUACACACAACUGCUGUAACUAGCUAGUACUGCUAUUACGGAUUGAGCGAGUCGUCGAAUUUCGCGUGCUCCUUAUAAUACGAUUAUACCAGUACAUACAUAUAUAUACAUACAUACGUACAUAUAUACAUAUACACACAAACGUUAGAGAAUCGCGGAAUAACACAGCUCCACUACGACUGCUACUUCUAGAAUUGAACUAGCGUUGAACUGCAAUACGGUUAACGAAGGCUGACAGUUAGAAGGCAAGAAGACCCCCUAUCAUCGUUCGGUAGAAUCGUUCCUACGCAGCGGUGACGCGCAGCGGUCUAACCUGCUUACCGAUUUCAGCCGUCAGUUGAAAAAAUAACGCCUAUUGUUUUGUUUUCGCUCUGGCCUUAACGUAUCUCAGCUAUAUCCCCGUUUACUACAGAGUUAUUAUUAUCAUCACAGGGUAUAUGCCAGAGCAGCUGCGGACGAGACGUCAUCAACACUGCGAGAUAUAUCAGCAGAUAUAAGCAAGCAAUUGAUCAGUUGAACGAAGAAACGUCGAUCAAAACGUGUAUGAUCUAACGAAAAUUGGUAAUAACAAAACAGACGACUGUGAAAUCGGCACAGCUUGAAUAGAAGCGGCAGCAGCAAUAUCAUCAUUAGUACCCGCCGGACCUAGCCUAGCCUUCAGCAAAAUAGUCAACCAAAAAUCACGUGACGCCGAACUUUCAGGAGGAACUCCUCAGCGGAACUUGUUGCUGCAAGACGACAAGUUACCAGGCAAGCUACCAAGCAAGUUAGCAUAAUCGCGUAAGUGAUCCACUCUAGCUCAAUCAGAACCGAAUCAGUUUUGCCGUCUCAACUAUUCUGGAAAGUAACCCAUAAGAACACAACCCAAAAAACGAAACUUAUACGGAAAUAAACCCUAAGAGAGGACCUUUCGAGGAAAGCUAAAGCCAAAAGCAAAACUUGUUUUUGAUGAGAACAGCAGCAGCUUCUGCUGCUGCUGCUGCUGUCUUUUAUCCGCUUCUCGGCGACGUCUUCACAAUCAGACAAAGUCUUCAACUCACGACAACUACCAAACGACACCCGAUCUCGCGCAACAAGAGAAAACGUGCGUACGUGCAUGUAUGUGUAUGUGUGUGUCCGUUGGAAACAGACGUCUGAAAAACAGCCAAACAGAAAGUAAGCCAAUAAAGCGAAAAUUUAAGGGGAAAAAACCCGCUCAGGACAGAGCAAUACUACCAGCAAUUGUUAUAUCCGCUGCUAGCAAAGCAACAGCGCGAGCUAACAGCAAGAUAAUAUUCUAGUAUUACGAUUGACUGAGAGAGUCAACCGGCAAAUGGCGACGUAUGUCAACGCGUGACAAAGCAAACAUGACAAACGCAGGAUCUAGCAGGCUACAGUAACCCUAGAGUAUAGCAACGAAAUUGAAAUAACACGAGGGCAGAAGCAGACGAAGAAGGACGUAAUUCGUAUUAUAUCUACUUUUUAUGAUUCAGCAGCAAUGGCGAAAAGGGGCACAUUUACAUCGUCAGUGACGGGGCGAACGAGGUUCAGAUACUAGCGACUAGCAGAAAGUAAAACAAAACGAGGCCAAGAUCGAUAAAUACACCCACCGGAUAAGAUAUUCAUCCACAGCUCUUGCUAUAACUGCAACAAAUGUAUCAGUUCUACGCACUAACGGUGACGGCACUAAUCCCCGCUAGAAGAAAGUUUCACUCCAUUGUUAGCGUCGUUCGUUACCACCACUGUAACUGUUAUAACUAGUCCAGUAUCACAGUUUGAUACGAGCAGCAAAUGGCAAUAGCGAGCUAGCUAAAGUACUAUUGCAAUUAUAUUAUCAACUAACCAGCUAUUCAAUUAACUAACCUCGAUAUAGUUAACACUGCAGAACAGUUAGACGAAUCAUUUGAAGAAGAGGAACGGCCCCUACCGGCUUAUACGGUGCAAGCCUAUACAAUAUCGUAGUACAAACCAAAUAAAAGAACAAACUAAAAUAUACUUGACGAAAUUUAACGGCGGCAGCACAUACGCGGAUAUAAGCGACGGCAGCGACAGCAGCAGAAACGCAGUAUCACUGAGUAACAGCUAAUAAGCAUGCGGCCUUCAUUAAACAAAUAAGAAUACCGUAACUCUAUUCCAUUCUGCAGAAUAUUACCAGUAGACAUCUUUCGCGCCAAGCCGACAAUGAAGAGGAUGUCGCCAGCGAUCGGUAACUAACGAACGUCGUCUGAUCAUUAGGCGCUGAUGCAAUGAUAGUCUAAGUUGAUGAGCUUCUGAGUUUUGUUCAGUGUACCAGGAUCGACAAGUCCAUCCAUUGGGAUAAGGUAUACAGCUUGUCCAGAGCGGAAGGGAGACAGACAGUCAUCGGGUGGGGUGAAUGCUUUGCUUUGAAUUGUCAGCCUUAAGUCCUGUUGCGUAGCAGGAUCUUGGCGAUUCGGCCCGACCAAGCAAGCGCCUCCGUACAGACGAACGACAAAAACAGAACAUACCUGAACAUCAUCGUUACUAUCCUCAAUAACUUGGGCUUGUUGGAUAUUGGAUUGUUAUUAGUAAACUGCUCUUCGACUUCAAUUUCUGGAAGUUGGACAUUAUUGCUAACCAUUUUAAGCUAGCAGUAGGAUCUCUCUGUUCGUUUGACUUAAACCAACCGUGGUCGCCUACCUCGAACAAGGGACGGUUACGGACCCUACUUCUGGAAUCCUGACUACACUAACAACGCUUCGUCCAUUAGGAGAAUAAGCAAUAAACAUGAAAAUCAACGCGUUUCAAAAGAGCCAUCUUGCCGAAUGCGUCACCACCCGACAUAGAUAACAUCAGCAGUAGAAAGGGCAAAGGAAGGAAGCCUAACAGGAACGACACCGACACGUCGGAGCAACAGCUAAUCAAAACGCCCACCAUACACGUAGUCCGUUGAAAUAAGAGAGUGCUCCUUUUUUUUGUGACCAAGUGACAGUGAGGCAUCCCGUCAUUGUUUUCGGCCACGAUCCGUGGUCACUGACGUGUGAUCCUCGGAGUAUCUGACUUAAGCGCCCAAGUGCCUCCUUGAAGUACUACCAGGGUUCCUCCAGCAGCUAUUUCGGCAGCUGGUGCGACCCGGGCAACCUACGCCGGUCCGCGAAUGCACGAAAAGCCGGGCUGGACGCAAACCCGCGAUAGUCCACGACCGUCCCAUCAAAAUCCGGUCGCCUCUGCUGAGCCGAUCCUACAACAGGCCAAAGAGGCCGUAUCGGCACUAAUAAUAGCGGCAGAAGCAACAGCGUCAACAGCAGCGGCAGACCAAGAGGAAGAAGAUAGUCCUCAAAGGCCCUCGGCCUAUAAUAACAGCCACAGCCACCUUUUUUGUACAUAGUCCACUCUAGGUCCUAGAUACUAGCCAGCAGUAACGCAGAAUCACCAGGUCUAGGCGAGUGUAUUAUAGAUGCUUCAUAAAAAGCAAGUAAGAAAACAAGAGACAAGAUAACAUUAGUAACGACUUCUGAGUACUAUAAGCUUAUUUUUGUACGACAGUUGCAACUACUGGUAAAAAAAAAAUAGGAACGGACAACAAUCAGGCCGCGCUGUUGACUGUCGGUCUGGCAUAGACGGAAAGUAGAGACAAAUUAGUGCCAGAUCUGUUUCAGUGAGCAUUAAGCAACAAACAAACAAGCACAUAGCAAAAUCAGAGCCAGGUAAACCCUUAAAAGUGUUUAGGGCGCCUUAUCUCAACUCAAGCCUGUGCUCUGAUCAAGACUUCAAGACUCAGCUUCAAAUGGAACUUGGGCCAACAACCAGAAGGUGCUAGAAGGUCACCACCACUCAAAACUGCUCAGACGAAUAAUUGGCAUUUUGCCAUACAGUUUAACUUGGUUAUCAUCAUCAUCAUUUCAUCACCUUGUUUUAUCUAGUUGAAGACGCACGAGGAAGAUCCCUAAACAUGAAGCUGGCCACACUGAUUCGAAGAGCUGGGGCCGGCAAGCUGUCGGGAUGGAUCAGCGUCUUUGCGAUAUUAGUUCUUGUAUUCGCAAGAAGCUCGACGCAGACAAAUCUACGGCCCGGCCUAACAAUGAAAGGCCAGAACGUCUCAAACAUCCUUCGGUCGUUCUUCGAGUCGGGCAAGUACGACAAGCGGGUGCGUCCUAACUACGGUGGGACGCCAGUUGACGUCGGGAUUACCAUGCAGAUUAUAAGUAUAAGUACUGUCUCUGAGGUACAGAUGGAUUUUACAUCGGAUUUCUACUUUCGCCAAACCUGGCGGGACGAGCGGCUGUCGUUUACUCGCACAAAAGAUCUGGACUCCAUGAUUGUCGGCGCAGAGGUCGCCGACAAGAUCUGGGUGCCUGAUACUUUCUUCGCUAACGAAAAGAGCGCGUAUUUUCACACCGCCACGACAGACAACACCUUCCUGCGAAUCAAAGCAGGAGGCGAUAUCCUGCGGUCGAUCCGAUUGACGGUGACUGCCACAUGUCCCAUGGAUCUACGAUACUUUCCUAUGGACAGGCAAAGCUGUGCCAUUGAAAUAGAAAGCUUUGGAUACACAACUGCAGAUAUCAGUUACAAGUGGGCUGAUGGCGAGAAAUCGGUUCGAAUCUCACCUGACGUAGAGCUGCCGCAAUUCAAAGUUCUUGGUCAUCAGCAGAAGACUAUUGUGGUAACUCUUAGCACGGGAAACUACUCCCGGUUGGUGUGUGAAAUUCGGUUCGGUCGAGCCAUGGGUUAUUAUCUGAUUCAAAUCUACAUUCCUGCUGGUCUUAUUGUGGUCAUCUCGUGGGUAUCCUUCUGGCUACAUCGUAACGCUACUCCGGCUCGCGUGGCGCUCGGAGUCACUACCGUGCUGACAAUGACCACCCUUAUGUCAAGCACUAAUUCUCAACUGCCUAAAAUAUCAUAUGUUAAAUCGAUCGACGUCUACCUAGGAACGUGUUUCGUUAUGGUUUUUGCCUCGCUUCUGGAGUACGCCACGGUAGGCUAUCUCGGAAAAAGAAUUGCAAUGCGAAAAUCGAGGGCCCAGCAACAGGCCCAGGCUGCCGCGAAGGAGAAGGAAGAAAAGGAGAGCAAAGAGAAGAAACAAGACGAAGAUGCGAAAUCACAAAACCAGAACGAAAUUAAUAAAAGCAAAAGCGCCGAAAGUACAAUACCAGCCAACCAAGAUGUUUGCUCAAGUCCAAACCAGGAAGUGAAUCCUAUUUUAAAAUCUAUUGGCUCAUGUCAGGUGUGCCCCACCGUCACGCAGUACCGAGACUACCCAUUUGGCAUGGGUAUGGUGGGGGGCCUGCGCAGGCGAGGAGUGGGAGACACUUGCUGCUCGAGUGUACCCGGGGGCUGUGGCUGCCCCUCAGGGGGCAACCCUACGCCUCAACCAAUGUCAAUGCAGGAGGUGCGGCUAAAGAUGAUCUCGGACGGUCCCGCGCGUCCGGAGUCGAAGACGUCGGCGAUGCCGGUGACGCCCGGAGGCGGGGCGGCCUCCGGCGCCAACGGAGCGCCUCCUUCGGUCCCCUCGGCCCCGUCGUCGGGGGGGCCUCCGGCUGACGCCACGCAGCUCGAGGCCACCGCCUUCAUCAAGAAUCCCAACAAACUGUUCGGGGUGUCGCCCUCCGACAUCGACAAGUAUUCACGGGUCAUCUUCCCCGUUUGCUUCGUCUGCUUCCAGCUAAUGUACUGGAUUAUCUACACUCACAUCAGCGACAUUCUGCCCGAAGAGAUCGAGGGCUAGAACAGAUGACAUUUUAUAGGUCGUAGACUGCAGCCGGGCUAACGUACGUUAACAAAAAAAAAAAAAAAAAAGGCAAGCAAACAAAUAGCUAAUAAAUAUAAAGCAGUCCGUCAUCGUAAGCAACAAUACGGCACAAGUUACUCUCACCGCUAUCGCUCUUACUAAGACGAAUUACUUUGCCAUCUCAGUAAUCAUCGAAGUACUUAUGGCUAGUUAACGAGUUUUAAAGAGCAACUCGGUAAUGGCUCGCUUCGACAACUCAGCACUCAACCAACGCGUUUAUUACUGCGGCAGCAGAAGAAACAAGAAAAGGUCGAUUAGACAAAGGUAUCCGCCGGCAACAGAUAACAGCAGAAGACAAAUAGAUAAAUAGUACGCACGCAGGACAUGUUGACAGGCAACGCAACGUACAAAGCGAGCAUCGUUUUCUUUUGCCCUAGAAGAAAGAGCGACGCUAGCGACGUUAUCUUGCAAGGACGGUUGAUUUCGCAAGUUUUUAUUCCCCUUUUUAUUAUUAUUAAUUCUAUUUCGAGACAAUGGCAGUAAUAGUAGUGAGUA